This is a messenger RNA of Sphenostylis stenocarpa, 978 nucleotides long. The record is from the annotation of a GenBank genome assembly. NCBI's taxonomy places the organism in Eukaryota, Viridiplantae, Streptophyta, Magnoliopsida, Fabales, Fabaceae.
AUGGAUCGCGGGGACCAAAUGGCGUUAUCCGGGUCUUACUAUAUGCAGCAAAGAGGGAUACCUGGAUCUGGAGCACAACCUGAGUUACAUAUGUCGCCUAAUAUUCGAUCACUCUCUAAUCCGAAUCUACCAUUUCAAUCCAGCAUUGGUGGUGGUUCCAUUGGAUCCACAUUGCCAUUAGAGUCUUCAGCAAUUUCGGCUCAUGGUGUCAAUGUGGGAGCUCCUCCUGGGGCACCUCCAGGGGAACCUGUUAAAAGGAAGAGAGGAAGGCCUAGGAAAUAUGGAACUGAUGGAACUGUGUCAUUGGCAUUGACUCCAACUCCAACAUCAUCUAGUCAUCCUGGAGCCUUGACACAGGGCCAGAAACGGGGCAGAGGGCGCCCACCUGGGACUGGGAAAAAACAGCAACUGGCUUCUCUUGUCGAUUUUGGCAGAAUAUUUGACAUUGCAACAAAAAUCAUGGCAUUUUCUCAGCAGGGACCUAGAGCUGUAUGUAUUUUGUCAGCCAAUGGUGCUGUCUCAACUGUCACACUUCGGCAGCCAUCAACUUCAGGCGGCACUGUCACAUACGAGGGGCGCUUCGAGAUAGUGUGCCUGUCAGGCUCUUACUUGGUCACUGAUAGUAGUGGCUCACGCAAUCGAACUGGUGGACUGAGUGUGUCCCUUGCUAGUCCUGAUGGUCGAGUCAUUGGUGGUGGAGUAGGUGGAGUUCUUAUUGCAUCAAGUCCUGUUCAGGUGGUAGUUGGGAGUUUUCAAUGGGGUGGAUCAAAGACAAAGAACAAGAAGAAGGAAAGCUCAGAAGUUGCAGAAGUUGCCGUGGAGUCAGAUCAUCAGGGAGUUCAUAAUCCAGUGGCACUGAACAGCAUCUCACCAAAUCAAAACCUUUCUCCAACCCCUCCAUCCUUGAGUCCUUGGUCGCAAUCACGACCAUUGGAUAUGCGUAAUUCCCAUGUGGACAUUGACUUGAUGCGUGGGUGA